UGAGGCCCUGGGCGGCCCGGGAGCUGAGCAGGGACCCCGCGCCGGCCCCCGCGGGCCCCGGCCUCCGGAGCCGCAGCUGCCGCCCCGCCCCCGAGAGACAUGACUUCCAAGCCGCAUUCCGACUGGAUUCCCUACAGUGUCUUAGAUGAUGAGGGCAGCAACCUGAGGCAGCAGAAGCUUGACCGGCAGCGGGCCCUGCUGGAGCAGAAGCAGAGGAAGAAGCGCCAGGAGCCCCUGAUGGUGCAGGCCAACGCCGACGGGCGGCCCCGGAGCCGGCGGGCCCGGCAGUCGGAGGAGCAGGCCCCCCUGGUGGAGUCCUACCUCAGCAGCAGCGGCAGCGCCAGCUACCAAGUUCAGGAGGCCGACUCGCUUGCCAGUGUGCCACUGGGAGCUGCCUACCCCACAGCACCAGCCUCAGCCUCAGCCAAGAGAACCAAGGCAGCUGCCGCAGCGGGGGGCCAGGGCGCGGCCUCUGGGAAGGAGAAGAAGGGGAGGCACAAAGGCACCGGCGGGCCAGCAGCACUGGCAGAAGACAAGUCCGAAGCCCGAGGCCCCAUGCGGAUCCUGACUGUGGGCCAGUCAGACCACGCCCGGGACGAGGAGGAGACAGCCGCUGGUGGGGGCACACGGCCCAGCGGGCAGGACAUCCGUGCCACGAUGCAGAGGAAGGGCGUCUCCAGCAGCGUGAGCUUCGAAGAGGAAGAGGAGGAUGAGGACGAGGACAGCUCCAGCUCCUCCCAGCUGAACAGCAGCCCCCGCCCCAGCUCUGCGACGAGCAGGAAGUCCCUCAGGGAGGCAGCCUCAGCCCCCAGCCCCCCAGCCCCCGAGCCGUCGGUGGAUGUUGAGGUCCAGGAUCUUGAGGAGUUCGCCCUGAGGCCGGCCCCGCAGGGGAUCACCAUCAAGUGCCGCAUCACACGGGAUAAGAAGGGCAUGGACCGGGGCAUGUACCCCACCUACUUUCUGCACCUGGACCGCGAGGAUGGGAAGAAGGUGUUCCUCCUGGCGGGAAGGAAGAGAAAGAAGAGUAAAACUUCCAAUUACCUCAUCUCUGUGGACCCAACAGACUUGUCUCGAGGAGGGGACAGCUACAUCGGGAAACUGCGGUCCAACCUCAUGGGCACAAAGUUCACCGUUUAUGACAAUGGAGUCAACCCUCAGAAGGCAUCAUCCUCUACUUUGGAAAGUGGAACCUUACGUCAGGAGCUGGCUGCUGUAUGCUACGAAACAAAUGUUUUAGGUUUCAAGGGGCCGCGGAAGAUGAGUGUGGUUGUCCCAGGCAUGACCAUGGUUCACGAGAGAGUCUCUAUCCGGCCCCGCAACGAGCACGAGACGCUGCUAGCACGCUGGCAGAAUAAGAACACGGAGAGUAUCAUUGAGCUGCAGAACAAGACGCCUGUCUGGAAUGACGACACACAGUCCUACGUACUCAACUUCCACGGGCGCGUCACUCAGGCCUCCGUGAAGAACUUCCAGAUCAUCCACGGCAAUGACCAGGCGGCAGGCGGCCAGCCCGCAAGGUCAGAUCUCUUAGAGGAUGGGGCCUGCAGGACGCAGGCUCAGCAUACAGGCGGCGCAUGGGACAGGGCUGUCCUGGAGCUCCGUCAGCUGCCCCGGGAGCUCCCUGCUGAGCAGUCCCUGCACAAACCCCAGGACACCAGCCCCAGACUGCACACAGGUAGGCGUGCCUGGAGCUCCUGCCUGUGCUUCAGCUCCCACUGCAGUCAGCCUAGGCUGUGGUCGCUGAGGGCUUGUAUGUGGUUCUUCUUAGCUGGGAAUGGGACAGGGUAAGGAGAGCAGGAAAUGUUUUAGAACCACAAGAGAUCAGAGGUGGCAGGACCCUGAGAGAUCAUCUAGAAAAUAGCACUUGCCCUGGGUCACCUGGCUGGUUAGGGGCGGAGUUCGGAAUUUCAGCUCCCUUGAUUUCCUUGUUUCCACCAUCCCCCAAGAAACUGCUCUCUCUGACCUUCCUAGGGCAUAGUCCGCAUGCCCGUGCACCUGAUUCCAGAGACUUAGAAAUGUCAAGAGGUGGUGAAAUUGAAACCAUUUCAGUGGGAAAUUGGGCAGUUCCCUGCUGAAAGCUGUCUGGAUUUUUGCAUGUCCGUCUGAUAGGGACUGGCCUAUGCCUGGCUCCUCCCCAAGGGCAGGCCUUAGCAAGGCUGCUGCCCAUUUUGCUAUCUAGGUGUGACAGGUGGGUUGUGAGUGUUCCAGGGCUGCGCCUGAUCUCUCCCUCUACCGCCCUCCUCCUCGGAUGGCACCAUCUACUGUGAAGACUUAGAAAGUCUUGCAUAUUUGUCAUUUACCCUGACAGAGGCUUCUCACCCAGAUGGAGAUCAGAAAUCAGUGGGAAGCAAGCAAGAGUUGUUCCCCACUUCAGAGUAGAUAGAUCUGCUUGGAAAGACUACAUAGAAGUUGGUUUUUUAAAAAGUAAAAAUCAUACUUUUAACAUGUUAGCAAGGCUCUGAGGUAAAGUUGUUUUGACUUCAGUGGGAGUAGUAUGCUCUCAUUUCCUGGUAAUCUGGGUUUUCCUACGUUGAGUGCUUAAAGCAAGGCAUUCUUGUUCUAGCAGGGAUCUGCCCACACCUGGGGCAUAUGUCUCUGUGAGAGGCCCCUCCAAUGAUCCAGGUUUUGUUAACAUGGUCUAGUUUCUAGACAGCUCUUGACUUGAGGCCAUCUUUAGGGCACUAGAACUUUCUAUACUGGAGCUGUUCCACUUGCCAAUGAAAUACUGUCGUGCCGUCCACCUUUCCAUAGUCCCAGUUUGGCUCUUCCUUUCUUGACUUCGAAAAGAGAGACCUGCUGACAUUUAGAAUGAUGGAAAGUAGAUGAUCUCUGAAGUCUAGUCAAGCUGUUUCUCUGGGUCAAUGAUUUUAAGGUAGAACAGGUUGAUUCUGGAUCCUCAUGAGAGAGGGGAUCCUGGUGGCAGAGUGGAAAAUUCAUCAGAAGCACAAUGGAAAACUAGUCCCCUGCUUUCUCCUCUAGUACACAGGGGAGGGGGUUGACAGAUGUUUUGGUAGGGUCAGGAAUGUGGCCUGAGAGUUCCAGCCUGGGUAUGGAAAAGGGUAGUUCAGCAACAAAACCCUCUGUUGGCAUUGAGUGACAAGCAAGAGCACUCGAGUCACCUGCUUAAGACCCCAGCCUCGCAAGGUCUGUUCUUAAGACCCCAUCCUUGGUGAUGCUGGUUUUCCUUGACCACUGGCCUCAUAGCCAUGGGCCCAAAGACUCAUAAAGCUGCCAGUGCCCCUGGAGACCACUUGGGCUCAGCCUCUCCCACAGUAAGCGUUCUUGCCCUUCAUACCCUCUAACCAGAUGGUCCUUGGUUGGGCAGGGAACUUGGUGAUGGAAUGAGCAGUCCCUAAGGGUGUUGGGUAGCUGGGACCUUAGGCAGCUCCUCUGUAACUGCUCCUAGCUCUAACUCCUCCUGGGGCCACACCCCCAAGCUCUAUGCCCUCUGCCCCCAAACAGUUCUACAGAGCAGUGAAGUUCACUUCCCUAACUCUUCCCCAAUUCUGGCUUUUCUUUCCUUCUGGCUCCAAGGUGCUCUGUGUCUGUCUGUGUGUCUGUGUGUCUCUGUGUGUAUUUGGGGCAAAGGGCAAUCUGUGAACAAUCAAUUGAGGUUUCCUAUUACAAUCAUAUUUCUACAGAUGAAUAGGAAAGGAAUAAGGAUGUAGUUAUGAUCACCGGUGGAUUUUGUUCAUUGCAUGCUCUUUGAUCAGAAAGUAUACUUGGGAAAGUACCAACUCUUUCUCCCAAGGUUCUGAUUGGGAAGACACCAUCCCAAAAAGUUUAGUUCUUCAGUUACCACUUUGCAUUACCUGAAGAAAUUGGUGUGUUGCAUGUGUGCUUUUGGAUGAAUUUGAACUUAUUCUAGUUGAAUGUGCCUUAAAAAUCAUGACACUAAUUCAGAACGAGCAUGUAAGGUCCAGACCCCUGCUGAGGACAGGUGUUAAAAGCCAGGGAGUGUGAUAAUCACGGGCUAGAAGACAACAUUUGGGGCCCACCUCCUUCAGUGACAAGGGCAACAAAAUUGUAGAAGCAGACAUCUUUCUUUGCUCUGGAAAUAGUGGGGCAUUUACGAAUUUACCAUAUAUUUAGAGGCAGUUCUGAAUUUAACAUGCCACAGCGAUGACUUCAAACUAAGAUGCUUGUGCCUUCCUUACAGUGAGGGGAGAGGCUGGGCUGGCUGUGUCCACGGCUUUGUUUUGCAAGCACAAAUUCCAUCUCCUAGAUGGAGUCCCUGGCUUUGCCUUCCUGCGGUAACACUGGCCUGUCCCUCUCUACAAUUCUUCACCCCAGCUGAGAUACCCCUGUGACCUCAGGAUGCCAGGUGGCCCUCAGAGCACAUUUUUCCAGAUAGCUGAAUGAGUCUGCUUUCUUCUGGUGCCCAGCACUGAGGGGGGCCUGACUCCACUGCACUCAGGGCCCGGCGUUGGGACCCUACACUGCCCUGGGCCCUGGCUUGUAGAACUGUAGCAGCCCUGGGAACAGGCCAGAGGAUGGGCUCUUGUUUGAGUUUAGUGGUCACCUGUCCUUCCAUACCUCCUGUUUGUAAUUUUCUGUCAUCUCAGGAUAUGGGGGGAAAGGUACAGCAGAAGUAUUUGGGACAGGUUUGGUUUUUGAAUUUUCCAACCAAGUUGAGAGGCAAGUUGGUCUUACAGAAUGCACUACUGCACUUAGUAACCAUGUGAUUUUGAGCAAACCACGUGAUUUUUCUAGGUCUGUUUUCUCACCUACAAAAUAAGGAGGUUGGACUGUCACAGCUUGCAGUAGGAUUCAGGGUGAAUGAAAGUUGAUCCUUGCUUUCAUCACUUUCUAGCUCAUCACCGUGCCUUUUUUCUUUCCUAAGAAAGACGUCACACCCCUUUCCUCUUCUCUUCUGUUGUCCCUCCCUCCUUCCCUAUCAAGGUCCAGGCAGAGCUGGAGAUUAGGCCGAGAUCCAGAAUUUCCUAGAGAGUAACAGAGUGGCUUAGAAAGGGAAGCCCGACUCUGGCCUCUUUAAUCCUGCAUUUGGUGACUAAGGGGACUUAGGAUGGUGACACUUCUCUUGUUGGGAGCAUACAUUUAGCCAGUUUUCAUAAUGCCUAGAAUGUGUAUGUCUAUUUGCACAAGAUUGUCUCUUCCUAUUUUGGAGUGGUCAGACAUUUUAUUUUUGUUCAAAAUCAUCAAGUUUUAGACAAACUUGCAAAACUGUGCUUUUAUUAAGUGACUUUUUGAAUAAACUCUUUGGUAUUCUGGAGCAAAUGUAUUUAUUUAUUGGU
This is a messenger RNA of Eubalaena glacialis (North Atlantic right whale), 5255 nucleotides long. RefSeq names its product TUB bipartite transcription factor (gene TUB). The transcript is spliced from 12 exons. Gene Ontology annotation, biological process: protein localization to cilium. Gene Ontology annotation, cellular component: cilium. Bases 100 to 1788 code for a protein of 562 amino acids. Lineage: Eukaryota; Metazoa; Chordata; Mammalia; Artiodactyla; Balaenidae. The record is from RefSeq and is a predicted model, not a curated record.